Molecule: messenger RNA, 13041 nt
Organism: Cydia splendana
Lineage: Eukaryota; Metazoa; Arthropoda; Insecta; Lepidoptera; Tortricidae
Exons: 23
Coding region: 138-12116 (3992 amino acids)
Cellular component (GO): nucleus
Molecular function (GO): ATP hydrolysis activity; ATP binding; ATP-dependent chromatin remodeler activity
Source: RefSeq, a predicted model, not a curated record
GAGUUUAGAUUUUGUUCAACUUAAAACCUUGAUUUCUUUUUGUUUUACUGCGAUUCUAUGUGCUAUCGUUAGCCAAUUAGUAUGUGACAGUUAUUUAUCGGAAUUAUCUACUAUGAUUAGUGUAACUACUUUAUAACAUGUCUGAAGAAAUGGACAUGAAUGUAAACAACCUCUCCGCUGCCGGAGAGGCUUUUGAGGUAUCCCAAUCAAAUUCUUUGUAUUUAGAAAAUGAGAGUGUCUCCUCUCCUGGCAGAGAGUGCUCGCAGCCUGCUGCCGUAGAUGUGGGCGAAUUAAGCGAUAUGUCCAUAGAAAACGAUCUUGUAUCAUCCACCAACAACGAGGAUCAAUCGCAACUAAGUUACUGCAACAUGGAUGUAGGCAGCGAAGUGAACAUCAACGAAGAUGAGCCAGACGAAACCACAUUUGAUCUUGGUAACGAGGCCAACUCUGAACCUAAUAAUUCACUUGAAACCGAUUAUGUGCAAGAACCAACUUAUGCAGUAAGUAACGAUGUGGACAACGACGUAGACAUGGAGGUGGACGAGACAGUGGAUAUAGAAACGGUGAGCAGCUCAGAAGUAUGUCAGCCUACUAGCUUAUCUCCUUCGAAACAAGGUAGAGGUAGGGGCAGAGGCAGAGGGAGAGGACGGGGAAGAGGGAGAGGGCGAGGCAAGGGCAGAGGUAGGAAAACAACAUCAUUUAAUGAUUCAACCUCUAUUAAUUUCGGCACAGACGUUUCUAGUGAUAUUAGGGCAAAUAUAAGUUCAGAACCUCUCCCUGAGAAUACACUACACUCCCCAAACAACAAUAUUGACUCAAUUCAAACUGACACAAAUGGGUUUCUACCAUCAUCAAUUCAGAGUAUGGACACUCCCACUGAACAAGUCCCUGUAACUAGAAAAAGGGGCAGGAAAAAGAAAGAGCCACCUGUUGUAAGUGAUACUGGAAGCUUGGAAAGUCCAGAAGUUGUAAGUCCAAAAGUUCCUCGUAGAAGAGCUCCACCAGUUAAAGAUACUGGAAGUUUGCAAAGUCCGGUAGUUGAAAGUCCAAGAGCUUCCCGUAGAAGAGGUCGGCCAAGGAAAAAUUCAAGUCUGAACGAUAUAACUGAAAACCAAACAGUCAAUGGGAAUACUUUACCUGUCACUGCCAGCACUUCCGAAAUCAAAGACCUUAAUAAAAUGGUUGCAAAUUUGUCCCAACUUGAAGACAAGUUGCGUAAAUUACAGGACAACCUUUCUAAUAUAGAGAAAUUAGAGGAGGAUGAUGAUGAUGAUGAGGAAGACAUGUGCUUAAGUCAGCUGAAAACAUCAAUUGACUGUGAAAGAGCAUCUGAAGCCAAGGACCCCAUAUUGCAAGGGUUGCAAGAAAUGCCUUCUUCACCAUUGGCUGAACCUGAGGCAGAUUUGAAUAAUGGAAUUGAUGAAAGUGCAAGCGCUCCUAGUGACCCAAUCACCCAGGCUGAGGUCAUCAAAGACAAUGAUGCCACCACAAAAGAAACAGACACCCCAUUGACAGAAAACGUUACAACAGAAAAUGUUACAACAGAAAAUGUUACAACAGAAAAUAUAACAACAGAAAAUGUAACUACAGAAAAUGCAAUUACAGAAAAUGCAACUACAGAAAAUGUAACUACAGAAAACACCACUGCAGAAAAUAUAAUAGGCAAUGAAGUUGAAAAUAAGUGUAUGGAUGAGUCACUUCUUGUCGAAGAUACUUCUAAGAGACCUAAGAGAAGGAAUGCAAAGAAAACAUUAAAAUACAGAAAUGAUGAUGAUUCUGAUGAAGAUCCAUUUGCUAAUGUUGAGCUUUCGGAUGAUGAUGAACCAAGGAGAAAAAAGAAAAGUGGCAGGUAUAACUCUGAUGAUGAAUACAUACCGGGAAGAAAAGGACGAACAAGCUCCAUAGACUCCUCAGAUAGUGCAGUUGGUGAUGCACUAGAUGAGUUAGAAGAGCUAAAAAUGACAACAAAGAAAAGAGGGCGAAAGAAAAAAGAUAUUCAAUUAGAAGGAGAGAAAAUGCCCGUUAUUUCAGAUGUAAUUAGCCAGAGUCCUAUGAAAACAUCAAGUUUGAAUACAGUUGAAGAUAAAAAAGAACCUUGGAGGUUUUCACCUGAUACAGUUGAGGAUUUGUGUGAUGAUACUGAAGAGCAAUCAUCUGUAAAUAAUGAAAUCAAACCUACACCGCCUCCACAGUCUGUAAAUACUUGGGGUUCAAGUAAGGAGUUUGAAAACUUCCUUGCAAAGAAAACACAGGGCACUAAUUUGAAAAUUAAAAAAGUGCGUAAAAUAUCAAGGUCAUCACCAAGUGUAGUAGUACCUAUAGAAAUCCCAGUCUUAGAAGCAAACGAAGUUAAGAAGAAAGUAGAAGCAUCUGCUCAAACCAACAAAGUUUAUACUGAAACUACAAGUACUCAGACUAGUGGGCCCUGCACACUUUCAAUGAAGACCAAUGUUCCUUUAAAUAGUGAACAGUCAGAAAAUGCAUGCAAAUUCCUUACUAGCAUUGUGAAAACUACUUCAGAAUUAGGAACCUUGAUGACGGAAAAGUCUGAUGACUUUAUUCAAAAGAAAAUAAAUACAACUAAUGUGGUAGACACUUUUAAGAUAGAUUAUUGUGUCAAGAAAUCAUUUUUACUACUGAAACUUGCCAAACAUAAUAUUAUGCAAAUGGAAGAGGACUUAUCCAAUCAAUAUGAAAAGUUUCUACAAGAAAAUGACCUAUCAUCAUACAGGGAACAAGAGAAGAAAUUAGAGCCUACACCUAAAAAGGAAAAAGAAGACAGUGAUAGUGACUGUGAAAUAGUUGGGGAAACACCACCUCAAAAGGUGAAGGUUGAAGUGAAAAAAGAAAGCAAACCCAAAUUCAACCCAAAAACAGUAUUUUUAAAUAAAGAACUUUCCAUCAAAAUUGCUAAAAAGCCAAGUGAAGAAGUCAAGAGUAAUAAAAAUAUUAACAUCAAAGGCAGACACACUGUGUGGAUCAGUGAUUCGGUGAUGGUAAAGAAAGUAAAGGGCCCGCAGUCUUUUUUAGCCCAGGACAGCCGAAAUAAAAAACCACCCGAUAAUAAGAUUACAGAAAAAAUGGUAAGUGAUUUUUUUGAGGAUUAUUAUCGCCAGAAAGCAUUAUUUGCGUGUGCUCCAUUUGUAUCCACGGAAUGGUCUACCUGGCGAUACAACAGAUACAUCUGCCAAUAUUUUACUGUUGAACCUGAUAAUCUUACAAAUGGUAAUAUUUCUAGAACUGAGGAGAUUUUCACGGACAAUGAAAGUAACCCAAGUGUGAGUGAAAGUGGCAAUGAACUUAGUGAGAAAAUAAAAUGUGAAGUUAGCAAAUUGAGCAACCCGACAACACUUUUAUCAAUUUGCUUGAAGAAUCUGCAUGAACUCUUUUACCUGAGGGAACCUAGUGAUAUUAUCAAUACAUUUUCCAUUCCCGAAUGCACAAUUGAUAAUAGUGCAGCUCUGUUUUAUCAGCCAAAAACACUAUUUUCUUCAUGCUGUGAGCACCUGAAAAAAAAUCAGCAGAAUUUGAGGGCACAACAUAAGUUGUUAGUAAAUGCUCCCGAGAUUGUACCUCAAAAUCAAAUUGAAAAUUCAGACGAAGAUGAAGACAAUCAAGAAGAGGACAUUUGUUUACUAAAUGCUUCAGAAAUCCUAACCCAAAAUAUACCCUCUUUGAAAGCAUUGUGUCUUUCAAAAAUAAACAGACUUGACUUUGCAAAUAGCAUAAAAAGUGAUAAUAAGACUGUAAUGUCUAAUAGUGAAAUUGACGAAACUGAAUAUUGUGAAAGUGACUUCUCAUGUGAUGAUUACAGCCAAGAAGUCAAGUCACUGUUGACUUUAUGUGUUCAGGUAAUCCAACAAGGACAAAAAGUUCUUCAACCUAAUAAGCCAAGUGAUUUUUGUGUUGAGGACACUUUCUCAUUUAGAUCUCCAAAUUCUUUGAAGCAUAUCGCUUUUAAAUGUAUAACAAGUUUAUUAAAUGAAUGUCACAUAAUUGACACUGCUAAGUCACAAAAUGAAAUUGUAUGUAAUUUAACUCCCCAUAAAGUGAAAAAGCUAGCUGAUAUAUGCUUUGAUAUUGUAUCAAAGUUGUAUGAAGCUGACGAUUCUCAAGUAACUGAAAGUGCUGAAGCCCCAUCUAUAGCACUAACUAUCAAUGCCAUUAAUACACUCUCAGAAGAAGCAUUCCUUAAUAUUGAGGAAAAUACAAAUGAUCAAGAUAAUUCCAAUUAUUAUGAAGAUGAUGGUGGCACUUUUUAUGAGGAUGAAUCCAUGGAACCCAAUUAUAAUGAAGAUAAUGAGGAUCAUAGGGAAAAUGAAAGUUGGAUGUCGAAAGUACAGUUAAAAGAACUUAUGUCUUGUGCUGAAUCUGACAAACAGAAAAAUGGUUCAAAACCCAUCCCUGAAAAUGAUAAUAUUGAGGUAGCUGAGAAUUAUCCUCUUAUUGCUAAUAUCAAAACAGAACCGGGUUUAGAGGAGACACCUGCUAUUUCUGAGAACUUUGUUCCUAUUAUUAAAACUGAACCAGAUCAUUAUGUUAAUCAAAUGACCAUCAUACCAGAAAGUGUUGUUACAAAAACUGAAUCUUUUGAUAAUGUAGAUCCAUUACCCGUUGGUAGAGAACCAAUUCAAAGGCAAAGUAGUGCAAGUUUUGAUGAAGAAAAUUUUGAAAAUUUUGUAAAGUCUAACAAAAUGAUACAUGCUAUUAGCACUUACGAAAAUGAGAAUGAAGAAACAUUUAGUCAAAGUGCUUUGCGAGUUCGCAGACAGCAUGAACCUGAUUCUGAUAACGAAAAUGACACGAGUAUGAGUUUACUAAUACCACAUACAUUUGAGCCUCUAACUGUUGAAUCGGCUAAAGGAAGCCUUCUGGAAAACAGCGAGAGUGACAGUGAAAAUGUUGGUAAAAAGAACAACAAACGAAAACCUGGUCGACGUAAAACAAAGAAACCUGAGCCUCCAAAACAAACCAAAGAAGUACCAGCAAAAGAAAAUAAAGAAGUCCCUUCAAAAGAAAACAAAGAAGUCCAGUCAAAGGACAAUAAAGAGGUACAGUCAAAAGACAAAUCUGUUCCUGUAAAUGAGCUAGCAAUACUAACUAGACGAAUGCGAGAACGAAUUAGACAAGAGGAGAAAAAAGGCGCGUCAUCCGAUUCGGAUUCUGAAAAUGUGGCACAAACCUCAAAGAAAGAAAAAGAAACUAAGAAAGAAACGAGACGAUCACGAUUGGCUGCUAAAAAUAACACGCCUGUGGAUGAUGAGAUACAGUGCAAUAAUGUAGAUUCAACAGAACAAGUAACGGAUACUACUGCUAAUAAAUCCAAGGAUGAAACUGGAACAAAUCCCAAAGAAGAUAAUAAGUUCACUGGAUUUACUGCUGUUGAUCAAAAUGAAAUUUCUACAUAUCAUAAAUACGUUAAAUAUGUUUAUGACCAAAUUUUACCAAAAGUAAAUGAAGAGAUGGAAUCGAAAACUACAGAAGAAAAAUCAAACAAAGAUGAAAAGACAAAGGAUACUGAAAAAGAGACAGAUGAGAUAAUAAAUUCACAGGAACCAAUAGAACUUUUAGAAUGCACACCUACCAUGCCAAUAUUUGAGGAGGAGGAGGCUAAACCUAAUCGAAAACCUACCACAAAAUCACCAGGCAAAAAGAAAGAAGUUAAACAUGCUAAAGAAGAAUCAGUUAGCAAAGACAAAGAGGAUACUAAACAUGAUAAUAAUGGGAAAAAAGAACUAUUUGGCAAAGAACCUCAGGAAAGUGAAUUAUUCACUGAACGCAAUGGAUGGAAGUGCUAUCCGAUUCUCAGUAGUGAUACAAAACUUUAUGAACAAGUCCCCAUCAUUCCCUUGGAAAAAUUACCAGAAGCUUUUGUUCAGACAUAUUUUGAAUAUCAAGAGAUAGCGGUAAAAAGCAAAGACGAUGAAGAAAUCGAUAGAUUGACAAACCUUCAGUCUUUGAAUAGGUUAUCUUUAUCUAGUGUAAAGAAACCUAGAGUUCGCAAAGAAAAAGUGGCAGGUGAAGAGCAGGGAAAGUCUUCUCAAGAUGAUGAUGAACGACCGGAAAGUCCUGCAGAUGCAGACGCAGGCCAUUACAAUGAAUUGUUACCAUCUGAAGAUGAAGGUGAUAACUACGAGGACGAUUUUACAACACCAGGUCCAGAUGCUACGGAAAACAAUAUGGCGAAAAAUUUGCUCAUGAAUGAUGAUGAUGACGAGGACGACACACCACUAUCCAACAGAAAAAUCAAGAAAGAAGUUGAUGGCACUUAUAAAAAGAAGAGGCCCGGGCCGAAAUCUAAAACAGUUGAUAUAAAACAGGAACAUACAGAUUCGUUAAUGCUUACUGCCGACAAGAUGAUGAACAAAGAAUUGACCCUUUUACAUGCACCAGUAGUUUUAGAUAACGAAAAUGCGAAAACACCUGUUAAAGGCCCCGUUACAAGGAAUAAACCGAGGAGUGGUACAAAGAGUGGUGGUAAGGGAGAUCGAAUAAAGUCCGAUGAUUCCUCAUCAGAGGAAGAAAAACAAUGGGUUAAUACUAAAGAAAAACUUCUAAAAAGAAUGGGGAAAAAACAAGAGACUGCAAUGGAAGAUGAUGCUAAGCGGGCUAAACUGGUGACUGAGUUCAUAGAGCGACGGAACACAAGCGACAAGCCUUUGAUAUUGAAUCAUAAACCUCGCGGUCGAUCCAGACGUUCUAGAAAGAAGAUGUUGGAAAGGCAGAAGCAGAUGAGAGUACUGUCGUACGAGCUACUCGGAGAAGCGGGACCGCACGCCACAAAAGGAAGCUCCGCAGCAUAUUUUAAGGGACGGCGUAAUAUUAGAAAGGUCAUUGAUAAGAAAUCCUUGGCCCGGAGUACUGUGAUAGCUAAUAUGGAGGAAUUCGAGAGAAAGCGAAGAUUGAGCAUGAAACAGAAACAACUGGAAGAAAUAUUAGGCUGCGAAGAGGGCGUAAAUGUGAUAGUGACUAAUGACGAGGUCUGCUUGGAAUACGACUUCAAUAUAGGCCAGCCUGCGGUCACAGUGCAUCCGUUCUUUACCAAAGUUAUGAAAGCGCAUCAGUACGAAGGUGUCAAAUUCAUGUGGGACGCCUGUUUCGAAAGCCUGGAGCGCGUCCAGUCGGGCCACCCAGGCGGCGGUUGCAUAUUGGCGCACUGCAUGGGACUCGGGAAGACCUUACAAGUCCUAGCCCUGUUACACACAGUAUUAACGCACCCGAGCGUGGGCAUGCGACGUGUCCUCGUCUGUUGCCCGCUGUCGACGGUGUUGAACUGGGUCGACGAAAUACACAAGUGGAUCGGACCCGUUACGGACGAAAUAAAGCCAAGUAAAAUGAGACGGAAGCUACAGGUUUUUGAACUAUCAAAGCUAAAAAAAACCUACGAGCGAGCGUACCAAUUAGAGGACUGGUACAACGGAGGCGGCAUUUUCAUCGUCGGAUACGAACUAUUCCGGAGUCUGACAACCCUGGACGCCGAACUAGAUGACGUCCGACAAACGAUCAUAGACAAGAUACGCACAGCCCUACUCGAUCCCGGCCCGGACAUUAUAGUCUGUGACGAAGGACAUUUACUAAAGAAUGAUUGCUCGGUCCUAGCGGUGGCUAUGAGCAGGGUCGCCACUCGCAGAAGGAUUGUGCUGACGGGAACGCCGAUGCAGAAUAAUUUGAGAGAGUAUUAUUGCAUGGUGAACUUUGUCAAGCCGAAUCUGCUUGGGACGUACUCGGAGUAUUCUAACAGAUUUGAAAACCCCAUAAUGAACGGUCAGCACCGCGAUUCCGUAGUUGAAGACAUAAAGCUAAUGAAGGCCCGUACCCACAUUCUCCACAAAGUCUUAGAGGGCUGCCUCCAAAGGCAGGAAGCCUCCGUACUAUACCCUUACUUACCAAAGAAACACGAAUACACAGUAUUCAUAUCUCUAACGAGAUGCCAGUGUGACUUGUACAAGCAUUACCUCAAUGUGUACGCGAACAAGAAUAAGCAGAGUAUUUUGAAGGACUUCCAUACGUUGCAGAAGAUAUGGUCGCAUCCUCAGGUGUUGCAUAAUUUCAAUAUGAAAGCGAGGGACGAGAAGAUGAAAGUUAAAGCCGAGAAGUUAGAAGACGACUUAGCGCGCGAAGACCUGACCGCCAGCGAAGACAUCAAGCCGACCAGCACCGACGUGUGGUGGCUGCAGUAUCUCGAGGGCGGCGACAUGUUGGAGCGGCUCGAGAGCUCCAACAAGUUCAUCACCGUCUUCAGGAUCCUCGAGGAGGCCGUAGCGUUGGACGACAAAGUUUUAAUAUUCUCCACGUCGCUGAUCACCAUGGACUCGCUGGAGUACUUCCUGAAGAAGAUCAACAACUGGAGCCUCGGACAGGAGUACUACCGGCUCGACGGCUCCGUGCCGCCCGAGGUGCGCCAGAAGUGGUGCCGCGAGUUCAACGCUGAGCACAACUACAAGACCAAAUUGUUCCUAAUCUCAACCCGUGCCGGUUCCCUCGGUCUGAACAUGACGGCCGCCAACCGGGUCAUCAUAUUGGACACCUCUUGGAAUCCAGCCCACGACAUACAGAGCAUCUUCCGAGUGUACCGCUUCGGGCAGAAGAAGGACUGCUACAUUUACCGACUGGUGGCGUUGGGCACUAUGGAACAGAAGAUCUACGAACGAGCCGUGACGAAACAGGCUGUGUCAUGUCGCGUGGUGGACGAGCAACAGAUCGACAGACACUACAACAUGGCCGAGCUGACUGAGCUAUACAGGUUCGACGAGACGGGCACUAGCGUGGCCGGCGGCGUGGCAGUGGGCGUGCAGGACGUGGUGCUGCUGCGCGUGGCCCGCGACGCCGCGCUGCACGCCGUGCACGAGCACGACUCGCUGCUGCGCGGCUCCGAGGCCGCGCUGUCCGAGCACGAGCGCGCCGCCGCCUGGCACCAGUUCCAGCAGGAGACGCAGCACAACCAGAUGCCGCAGGAUAAAGUGCCCAAAAAAGGAACUAAAAGGAGCCUUCCCCUGGUUCCGGUUCCGGAUAUUAAGCCGACGCUGCCCGAGGUCAAACCGGAACCACACGCCGACGCGGACUACACGCCUACUGAGCCUAAAUCGAAGCGAGGGAGGAAGAAGAUCAUCCAAUGCCGCAUUCCGAUCCAAAGGCAGACACCGCAGCCGUCCACCAGCAGCCAGCCGGACUACUUCGUCGACAGGAGGCAGGAAACCGACAUCGUUGCCCAGAUCUCACAGAUUCUAGUCAGUCACGAUUUCAACAAUAGGAGGACGCCGCGGGAUCUGUCCAAACUUAUAUCGACUGUCCAGCAGGUCGUCGCGAGCGGGGAUCUGAGCAAACUACCGCCCGGGGACGAGGCGGCCGCGGCCAUCGCGCAAAUACUGCUGCGGAAGAACUCUCCCGUCGCACCCCAGUCUAUGCCGGCCCUCACCGACGUACGGACCCCUCCGGCACUCAUUAACAUACGGACCCCUCCCGCCCACACCGCCAUACGGAGCCCUCCGGCUCUCACCGACAUACGAACCCCUCCGGCCCUCACCGAUAUACAACAAACGAUACCUAGCAAUCCACCACUCGAACAAGAAGAUGCGGAAACCAUCACUGGCGAUCUAACCUCCAAACCGGACGCCAACGUAAAAAGAAAAAGGCGAGCGGCCGUGUCCGCGCAGAAGAAGUUCGACGCCAUAGCGGACGACGUAGUCAUAGAUCUCAACGACGACGACUGGCGCAACGACGACGACUUCAUCGUCGCGCCGACUCGAAACCCGGAGCCCGAAAAGACAGAAAGAAAAGAAGCUAAAUACAAACCGGGUCCGAAGAGUAAAAAGAAGCCGGUCGAAACUCCACCGGUCGAGAUGCCUCAGCAGCUAGCGCAGACCAUUCAACAAUCCAUAGUGGGAGAAAGUAUAUUGCUAAGCGACGAUGAAAUCGUGCCUGAAGUUCGACCACCCGUGACAGUCAAACAGGAACCUUCAGCAAAGAAAGGCGAGAAGUAUCCGCUUCACCCGUCGCUGCUCACGAACGAGAACUUCAUAAAGAUAGUGGCGCACACGUACCUGGCCGGGAACCCCAUGCUGGACGAGGACGCGGCCACGCUGGCGGCGCGGUACAGCACCGGCAAGGCGCUGCGCGAGACCGAGGCCACCGGCAAGCCCAUCGACAGCGGACCCAUCUACGACAUCGCUGUCCAGGUCCUAGGCAUCGACAUCCUCAAAAAACUCCACACCAACGGUCCCACCGCCGACUCCAAGGCCAACAAACAGAACCAGAAAGCGCUCUCAGACACCGAGAAAAUGCUGAGCAAUGCCACGGCCCCGCCCGAGUCCAAGCGAGGCCUACUCAAGCCGAAGGUCACUUCGGAGUUGAUGCCCAAGGAGAGGAAGCCGAUGAUAGCCAACUUGGGGCGCGUGAAGCUGACGCCCGUCACGCCGGUCCUCGCGGCGCCGGUCGUGGUUCCUGUGGGGCUAAUAAAAAAUACCAACAACUCUGGCGCGGUGGCCGAGGAGUGCAUCCUGCCCGACGACGACGACGUGCACGUGAUCGCCGACCCCCCUCCCCCUCCCCCCGCCGCUCCCCGUCGCGCGCCCCGCGCCGCCCCCGUGCUGCUCAACAGCGCCGCCGCCAGCGGCCAGCGACUCUUGCAGGACGAGCGACUCCUCACAAACAUCAAAGUGCCCAUCGCCCCGGCACCGCAGGCACCGCAGGCGCCGGCCGGCGCGACCAUGAUCAAGGUCGUCGGGAGCAGGGCCGCGCCCGCCCCGCCGGCGCCGGCGCCGGCGCCGGGCGGCACCAUCUGCCUCGACAGCGACGACGAGGACGCCGCGCCCGCGCCGCCCGUGCCCGUCACGCUCACGGCCGCCACCGGCGCGCGCCUCGAGCUGCAGAUGCCGCGCGAGACCCCGCUGCGGCCGCCUCGCAGCGACCCCGUGCUCGAUGUCGACUACUACAUCGGCGACGGCAACCCGCCCGCCGUCCCCGCGCACCCCGCCGCCGCGCCGCCCGCGCCGCGCCACCUGGCGAGGCUCGCACCCAAGCCCGCGCCCGCCACCGUGUGCAAGCCGGGCGACAUCAUCCGCAUCGGCAAGACCGGGAUGGUCGAGGUGCUGAGCAAGGUGGACUCCGUUCCCGUUUCGGUCGGCCGCCCCGCCCGGCCCGCCGUCGGAAGAACCGCUAGCGAAAUAAUCGCGGGACCGAAAUCGGCGCAGCCGAAGAUCGCUCCUAAACCGGCGUCGCAGCGAGCGGCUCCCAAACCGACCGAGCCGAAAUUGGCUCCCAAACCGACCGAGCCAAAAUUGGCUCCGAAACCGACUGAACAAAUCACACCAAAGCCGGCGGCGAAACCCGCCGCCCGACCGGCCGAGAGAGUCGCCCCGAAGCCGGCUCCUAGACCGGCGGACAAGCCGUUCCGUCUGGACAGCGGCAGCAGCUCCAGCUCCCGCUCCGCCAGCCCCGUCGACGCGGACCCGCUGUCCAUCCUCAAGGACGUGGUGCAGAUCCCGGCCGACCGCUACCAGAGCAUCCUCAGCGGCCAGACCGUCGACCCCUCCCCGACCACCCCCAAAGCGAGCUCUUCCAAACCGACCCCCCAUGCUCCACCUUCCAAAGUAAACACGACUAAGAAACCUCCCGAGAAACAACCCUCUCUCCUCCAAAAAUUAAGUACGUUAAAAGACAUAAAGGCGAAGGAAAUGGCUAAGAGACCAGCCGAGAAACCGAAAAAGACCACAACCAUAACUAGUAAGAGCUCGAGCGCAGUGUUCGACUCCGUCGAUUUAACGGACGUCGUUGCCGCGCCUGCGUCACAGAGCAAACCUGAUAAAGUCACUAGCAAGAGCUCGGUGACGAUAAAACCGAGCAAGAAGAUUGAAACAGUGGUCGGGACGUCUAAGAACAUCAUAUUGACUACUAAGAACAAGAUUACCGUGGGAUCAGCGCCGUCUAGCUCCAGCAAGAGCUCGGUGCGCGUAACUAACAUGGAGACGGUGGCGCCGGCCACGGUCAAGGGCCGCGUCGACAAGAAGCGGCCCGCCAUCAAACAGGAGCCAGAGGCGCCCAAGAGGAAAAAGACUGAACCCAUGACACUCAAGGAUUUCGACAUAGAUGACAUUGACGACAUCAUCGAGUUAGAAUAAACACUGAAAAUACUUAUCUGGAAAAUAAAAAAAAGAAACCAACCUUGACUCUUUGAUACAAACGAGAGCACUAAAUACGUUGGUCGCGAUUUAGUACGUUUUAACUAGGCAGUAUUUACAUUUGUCGAUAAAUGAACCUACAGGUGAUUCGUGAUCUCUUUUAUGGGGCAGUCCCCGAUUACUGCUAGCGUGUUAAGAUUGCACCCUGACGAUGUAUUUUAGUUUGAAAGCUAUUUUGAUUGUAUGUUUUUACGUAAUCUCUUGAUUCUUUGAUUUAAUUUGGUGCUUUGAUUCGUAACACACACAUACAUCAGGUCUAAAUAAAGGAUUCUUUUAAACUGUCAAAAUGAUAGCUUGACAUCGUUUCAUAAUAACUAUGACUGAAUUAUUUCAUAGUACGUUUAUCGACAAUUGUUCUAAAAUUUUGGCGGUAGACUCCAUGCGGAAAGAGAAGAGUCGUGGAAUGUAUGGAAGCCCAUAUAUUCUACGAUUCUUCUCUUUCCGCACAGACUAUCACAGACCCUGUCGGGCAACUAUUGACGAUUUGCUGAGUUCUGCAGGUAAAAAUGUUUCGAAUAUUAUGAUAGUAAUAAGUAUAAGCAUGAUUUUAUAAAAGAUUAAGUACACAGUCAGUGUUUUAAACCCUAAUAAGUUACGGAAUGUUAUUUUAUUUUGGUUAUGUUACUAUUUAGUUGCAUAGAUAUCUGUCUUAUGUGAAAAAAUAUUGUUUUGGUUAUUAUGAUCAAAGAGAAUAGAGUGUAUAGAGAGUUACUGUCAUGGUAAAUUAUGUAGCCACAGUACAUUUACUGCCAUCUUUCGACAGAAGAUUAAAACUGUUAGAACGCCAUUUGACUUUGAUCCAGUAGGCCAAAGGUUAUGGCGCCUUCGCUCGAAAAGAUUGACACAUAUCAGUGAAAUAAUAAGG